Pyrus x bretschneideri (Chinese white pear) is the source of this 2062-nucleotide messenger RNA. RefSeq names its product putative E3 ubiquitin-protein ligase XBAT31. NCBI's taxonomy places the organism in Eukaryota, Viridiplantae, Streptophyta, Magnoliopsida, Rosales, Rosaceae. The record is from RefSeq and is a predicted model, not a curated record. Gene Ontology annotation, molecular function: protein binding.
CCUCUUCUAUUUCUCUCUCUACACUUGGAAAUACAUAAAUGUGAAACCUUUCAUUCGGAGAGCGAUGGAGGCCACCACCUUCUGCCUUCAGGUGAAGGUGGCUCAAAGAUAUUGCUGAAUGAAGUGCUCCCAUUGACUCCAUUGAUAAGAGAGAAACAGAUAGGGGGGAGAGAGAGAGAGAGAGAUGGGUCAAGGGUUGAGUUGCAGAGAGAGUGACGAACAUGGGCUGUUCCGAGCCGUACAGUUUGGGGAGCUGGACACCGUGGAAUCUGUGUUAGAGAGAGACCCAACUCUCCUCCGCCACUCCACCGUCUACGACCGCCACUCUGCUCUUCAUAUCGCCGCCGCGAACGGCCAGAUCGAGAUUCUUUCUAUGCUGUUAGAACGAUCUGUGAAUCCAGAUGCGUUAAAUCGUCACAAGCAGACUCCAUUGAUGUUGGCUGCAAUGCAUGGCAAGAUCUCCUGCGUGCAAAAGCUUCUUGACGCAGGAGCAAACGUAUUGAUGUUUGAUUCCCUUAAUGGAAGAACCUGCUUGCAUUACGCCGCUUACUAUGGCCAUUCCGAUUGCCUUCAAGCUAUUGUUUCUGCUGCUCAUUCGAGUCCUGUUUCUGUUUCCUGGGGAUUUGCACGAUUUAUAAAUAUUAGGGAUGGUAGAGGAGCAACACCGUUGCAUUUGGCAGCACGUCGAAGUAGGCCUGAAUGUGUACGUAUUCUGUUAGACAACGGGGCUCUUGUUUCUGCUUCAACGGGUGGUUAUGGCUGUCCUGGGAGCACUCCACUUCAUUUGGCGGCUAGAGGGGGAUCUCUGGAUUGCAUACGCGGAUUGUUGGCAUGGGGUGCAGAUCGUGUUCAAAGAGAUUCAUCCGGGAGAAUACCAUACAUGGUUGCUUUGAAGCACAAACACGGAGCUUGUGCGGCCAUGCUAAAUCCUUCAUCAGCUGAGCCUCUUGUGUGGCCAGCACCUUUAAAGUUUAUUAGUGAGCUUAAUCAUGAAACAAAAGCUCUGCUAGAACAGGCCUUAAUGGAGGCAAACCGGGAGAGGGAGAAGAACAUCUUGAAAGGAACCGUUUACUCACUUCCAUCUCCGUCACAUUCUGAUACAGGCAUGGAUGACAAUAUAUCUGUGGAAAGCGAUUUAGAUCUAUGCUGCAUAUGCUUUGAGCAGGUGUGUACAAUUGAAGUCCAGAACUGCGGUCACCAAAUGUGUGCACAAUGCACUCUAGCCCUCUGCUGCCACAACAAGCCUAACCCAACUACAUUGUGCCUAACGCCACCAGUUUGCCCAUUCUGCCGAAGCCCCAUUGCCCAUCUGCUAGUUGCAAAGAUCAAAAGUUGCGAUGAUGGUGAUCAUGACACCGCAGAUAACAAUUCCUCCAAGCUAAGAAAGGCAAGGAGGUCCCGAAACUUCAGUGAGGGCAGCAGCAGCUUCAAGGGCUUAUCGGCACUCGUCUUUGGGAAGAUGGGCGGCCGUGGCUCAGGCAUUAUUGCUGAAAAUGAAUGGGUUGACAAACCUUGACGUGUUUCGGCAUUUGGCAAUCGAAAAGAUUCCGUAUUGUCAUUCGAGGAUUCGUCGCUUUCAUGUAAGUGAAGCGAGAAGAAUCCGAGGAGCUGCUGUGUACAGAUAAAAAGUCCCAUGUGUUGUGUAGUUUUGGAAAAUAAGCAAAGUGAGUUGCAGGCAAUUGGGUUAGGGUUACAUGUGUUGUUGGUCAGGUUAAAUUUGUUUACUUGAGGUUCAAGGAACUUAUUAGUUGGUGAUUUGAGAGUCUGUUAGGUAUCUGAACUGGGAAGAAAAACAAAAAAAAGGGGGAAAAAAAAAGGAAGAAAUUAUUUUUCUUAGUUGAAAAUUCAAAAUUCUUGAAUGGCUGCUGCUCUACCUGGACAGCGACACAAAAAAGAACCAUUGGAAAGAGUGAAGGAUACGUUGUGUGCUUUUGACCCCCACCAAGCUCUCCUCUUUCCUAGUGAGAAAUGUAAUAUUAUUUUAUUUUGAUUUUUCUUGUGGCAAGAUUGAAUUAUUUAUAUGUAGUUUGUGUGUAGAAAUGGAGAAUUUUUUUUUUGUGUA